AUGGCCAAGACCGUGGCCUAUUUCUACAACCCGGAUGUGGGCAACUUCCACUACAGAGCUGGGCACCCUAUGAAGCCCCAUCGCCUGGCAUUGACUCAUAGCCUUGUACUGCACUAUGGUCUCUAUAAGAGGAUGAUUGUCUUCAAGCCAUACCAGGCCUCCCAUCAUGACAUGUGCUGCUUCCACUCUGAGGACUACAUCGAUUUCCUGCAGAGAGUCAACCCCACCAAUAUGCAGGGCUUCACCAAGAGCCUUAAUGCCUUCAACGUGGGCGAUGACUGCCCAGUGUUUCCCAGGCUCUUUGAGGUCUGCUCCCGUUACACAGGUGCAUCUCUCCAAGGAGCAACCCAGCUGAACAACAAGAUCUGUGAUAUUGCCAAUAACUGGGCUGGUGGUCUGCACCAUGCUAAGAAGUUUGAGGCCUCUGGGUUUUGCUAUGUCAAUGACAUUGUAAUCGGCAUCCUGGAGCUGCUCAAGUACCACCCUCGUGUGCUCUAUAUUGAUAUCAACAUCCACCAUGGAGAUGGGGUUCAGGAAGCCUUCUACCUCACUGAUAGGGUCAUGACAGUGUCUUUCCACAAAUAUGGAAAUUAUUUCUUCCAUGGUACAGGUGACAUAUAUGAAGUUGGAGCAGAAAGUGGCCGCUACUACUGUCUCAAUGUGCCCUUGCGGGAUGGCAUUGAUGACCAGAGUUACAAGCACCUUUUCCAGCCGGUCAUCAACCUGCAUGGGGAAUGCAUUGAAUAUGUCAAGGGCUUCAAUAUCCCUCUACUGGUGCUGGGUGGUGGUGGCUAUACUGUCCGAAAUGUUGCCCGCUGCUGGACAUAUGAGACAUCGCUGCUGGUAGAAGAGGUCAUUAGUGAGGGGCUUCCCUAUAGUGAAUACUUCGAGUACUUUGCCCCUGACUUCACACUCCAUCCAGACGUCAGCACUCGCAUUGAGAAUCAGAACUCACGCCAGUAUCUGGACCAGAUCUGCCAGACAAUCUUUGAAAACCUGAAGAUGCUGAACCAUGCACCUAGUGUCCAGAUUCACGAUGUGCCUGCCGAUCUCCUGACAUGUGACAGGACUGAUGAGGCCGAUGCAGAGGAGAGGGGCCCUGAGGAGAACUACAGCAGGUCUGGGCAGGGACUUGAGAGGGACCACCCAGCAGGAUGCCGUGGUCCUGACGUGUUCUACAGUUAUCCUGAGAACUCUGAGCCAGAGGACGGGGAGAGAGCGGGGACCAUCCUGCCUCAGCCAUCAGGGAACUGCCCAUCACGACCAUGUGAGGUCCACUUAAACCUGCUGGACGGCUGCAAUGUGAACGAUGGUUUUCCGACUGGCGACUUCAGCGGAGCAGUGCACUCCCAGGAGCACGUGGGCCCCGGCUCGCGGCCUCGCCAGCGCCUCCGCGCGGCGCGCGGGGCGAACGCUAGCCCUCGCUCCAAGCCUCGGGCUCGGGCCGGGCCUACCGCGGGGCCGCAGCGCGCUUGGCGGGAGGCUCGGCCCCGGCCCCGGGCCCCCCUGGCUCCGGCCUCCCGGGGUCCGCGACCUCUCCUGCCGCCCGCGGCCCGUGGGCCCCGCCCCCGCCCGCCACGCGCGUCCGGCGCACGGUUCACGGAAGCCCUGGCCAGGCCGGCGUUCAGGAGCGGCCUCCGCCUCCGCCCGCCCGCGGGAGGACCCGGAGCGGCCGGCGUCGCCCCGCCCGCCCAGAACGGGUCCCGCGCCGGCAGCAGCCCGCGCCCCGGGCUCGGCUCGCGUCCAGAGCGUCCGGCUCUAACGCGUUCCGCACCCAGGCCCGGCUGCCGCGUGGCGCGCUUCCUCGCACUCGGCGACCCGGUCGCGAGCAAAGGCCCUCCCGACUGCGACCUGUCGCACCCCCGCCCCCCACCACGCCCCCGCUCGGCCUCCAGCUGCCCUUCUGGUCCGAGCCGCGGGUGCGUCGGCGUGGCUCCCCGGGGUGUGGCCAGAAGCUCGGCGACGCCUUCCCGGGGGGCGGCCCGCGCGGCGCGCGGCGUGCUCACUGGCAGGGCCGGGCGGCUGCGAGCCGAGGCGCCGGCGCGGGGCGGCCCCUGCGCUGCCAGCUGGAGCCGGGCGGAGCCCGCGGCCCGCGCAGGGAGGCGCCGCCAGCGGCCGGACGCGGAGGGGCGUUCGCCACCGGGGCCGCGGAGAGCGUCGGCGCGGCCGGUCCCCGCCUUCCCGGGUCGAGCGUCCCCGCGCCCGGUCCCCCUGGGCGCCGUGGCGUUGCCCCGGAGCCCGCCGCCCGCGGGGCGCGCACCGCCUUGA
Molecule: messenger RNA, 2268 nt
Organism: Sciurus carolinensis (gray squirrel)
Lineage: Eukaryota; Metazoa; Chordata; Mammalia; Rodentia; Sciuridae
Product: histone deacetylase 3-like
Molecular function (GO): histone deacetylase activity
Source: RefSeq, a predicted model, not a curated record